AAGUAACUGCUCCCACUUCUCCAUUCUCUACUGCUCUGUUUUUCCUCUCUGAAACAGAGCAUGGCAAUGGCGGCCUCACACACCCUAUCAUUCUUCCUCAUUCUUCUCUCCUUUUCUGCUUCUUCAGGAGCGGGUUCUAUCGGAAUUAACUAUGGAAGGGUGGCCAACGACCUUCCUCCGCCGUCAAAGGUGGUGCAGCUUCUUAAAGCCAACGGUAUUACCAGGGUCAAGCUUUAUGACACUGACGCUGACGUCCUCAAUGCUCUGGCCAACUCCGGCAUCCAAGUCGUCGUGGCUCUCCCCAACGAGCUACUCUCCUCCGCCGCAGCUGACCAGUCCUUCACCGACAAAUGGGUCCAAGCAAACAUCUCCCAGUACCACCCCGCCACUCAGUUCGAAGCCAUUGCCGUCGGAAAUGAAGUCUUCGUCGACCCCAAGAACACAGCCCAAUUUCUAGUUCCCGCCAUGAAAAACGUCCAAGCUUCCCUCGCCAAACACAACCUCAACAUCAAAAUCUCUUCGCCGGUGGCCCUUUCAGCGCUUCAAUCUUCAUACCCACCCUCAUCGGGAGCCUUCAAGUCGGAACUGAUCGAACCAGUAAUCAAACCCAUGCUGGAUUUCCUCCAUCAGACCGGAUCGUACCUCAUGGUGAACGCUUACCCGUUUUUCGCCUACGAAGCAAACUCCAACAAAAUCUCGUUGGACUACGCACUGUUCAAGCAGAACCCGGGGAACGUGGAUUCGGGUAACGGGUUGCGAUACAUGAGCCUCCUCGACGCUCAAAUCGACGCCGUUUAUGCCGCCAUGUCAGCUCUCAAAUACGACGACGUAAAGGUCGUGGUGUCCGAGACCGGUUGGCCUUCUAAGGGAGAUUCUAACGAGGUCGGAGCUGGCGCUGACAAUGCGGAGGCGUAUAACGGAAACUUGAUCAAGCGGGUCUCGACUGGGAGUGGGACCCCUUUGAGGCCAAAGGACCCACUCAACGUAUUCUUGUUCGCUUUGUUCAACGAGAACCAGAAACCAGGACCCACGUCGGAGAGAAACUACGGGCUUUUUUAUCCCAGCGAGCAGAAGGUAUAUGAAGUUCCACUCACGGCGGCGGAUGCGUCCAAGGCGCCGGCUAACGUAAGCAAGAAUCAGACACCAGCGGCGGGAGAGCCGGCAGCGAGUCCGUCUCGCGGCCAAACGUGGUGUGUGGCGAACGGCAAAUCUGCGAUGGAGAAAUUGCAGGCGGCGCUAGAUUAUGCAUGUGGAGAAGGAGGGGCCGAUUGCCGUCCGAUUCAACCGGGUGCCACGUGUUACAAUCCGAACUCGUUGGAGGCUCAUGCUUCGUACGCGUUUAACAGUUAUUACCAGAGGAAGUCACGCGGCACCGGCACGUGCGACUUUGGCGGGACGGCCUACGUCGUGACUCAGCCUCCUAAGUUCGGGAAUUGCGAGUUCCCCACGGGAAACUGAAGGGAGCAAAACUGAUGGAGUUUGGGGUGAUCUUGCACCGGAGUGUUGAUUUAAGUUCAUAGAGUCAUUGUUAUUAUUUCACUCAGUUUGAGUUAUUCUCUGUAUCUGUUCAUAGGUACAUUUUUUAUCUACAUAAAUAAUAUAUACACACUAUUGCUUACGAUUAAUUAAUGGAUUGUAUUUCGUAUAAUAUUGUAUAUUUAUAUUUCACUAGAGACGUCCAAAUAAAGGGAUGGCCGGCUACCAAAAUCCGACGGACGACACAAAUAUGGUUGGAUAAUGGCCGACUUCAUUUGCUCUUCUUCUCUGUCUUGGGUGCUAGAAGGAACGGUGCCGUUUUGAGUUGCACAUCCUUUGCCGCCAGCUUAUGUAGGAUUUAGUCUAGACGAGGUUGAGAGUAAAAAACAGUGAUAAAUUGAAUUCCUUGAGGGAGGUGUCCACAUCCAUGUCUAG
This is a messenger RNA of Neltuma alba, 1911 nucleotides long. Its product is annotated as glucan endo-1,3-beta-glucosidase 7-like. The transcript has 3 exons. The record is from RefSeq and is a predicted model, not a curated record. Gene Ontology annotation, biological process: carbohydrate metabolic process. Gene Ontology annotation, molecular function: hydrolase activity, hydrolyzing O-glycosyl compounds. Lineage: Eukaryota; Viridiplantae; Streptophyta; Magnoliopsida; Fabales; Fabaceae. Bases 61 to 1458 code for a protein of 465 amino acids.